Messenger RNA from Lolium perenne, 854 nucleotides. RefSeq lists its product as uncharacterized. NCBI's taxonomy places the organism in Eukaryota, Viridiplantae, Streptophyta, Magnoliopsida, Poales, Poaceae. The record is from RefSeq and is a predicted model, not a curated record.
UAACCCGCCCGGCCGCCCCUAUAAAUACCCAGACCAUCGUGAGCAACCUCUUUGCAACCAUCGACGAGGAACACCAGGAAUUGUGCAUCGCAACCUAGCAUAACAUAGUAGCAUGGGCUCUGUGGGGACUAUCGUGGCGAGGCUGCAGAGCAAGGCAGCUGCUACCAAGCCUGUUGCUGCAGUUUGGCAUGAGCAGCAGCAGCAAGAGCGGUGCAGCGGCGGCGGCGAUGAAGGUUUCCAGAUGCCGGUGCACUACCCGCGGUACAAGAAGGCGGACUACGAGGCCAUGCCGGAGUGGCGCCUCGAUUGCCUUCUCCGGGAGUACGGACUUCUGGCAGCCGCCCCCGGCGACGACAUCGACAGCAAGAGGAGGUUCGCCAUGGGAGCCUUCCUCUGGCCGGGCCAGUUCUAGCUAUAUUUGCUGCUACUUGCAUGCGUGAUACUUUCACCCUCCGAUAUCUAUGUAUCCUCACGUACGCUGCACUUCACGCCUUGCAUAGUUCGCCUCUACGAAUUCCUCCCCCAUGUCACCCGGCUGGUAGAAUUGCCUAUCGUCGAUCCAUCCUGCCGUAAAUUGCUCGAGGUUGCGUCGGAAGGUAAGCUCGAAGUUUGAAUCCAUCGCGGGCACUGAUUUCUGAAGAGACUGUUCAAAUCUAAUAGCUGGAUGUAGAAGGGAGGUUAUGGCAUCGUCCGUCCACCAAUCCUAUGAUGUAUUUGAUGGAGAUCUUGUUGAGAGUUUGUAUAGUCUAUCUAUUAUACCAGAACUUGACUUGUCCGUGAGGAACAUAUGUAACCCGAUUGUCAAACUCCUGUAAGCAUCGUCGAUUCAAGAGUGCAUGAUCAGCACGUGUACC